Messenger RNA from Herpailurus yagouaroundi (jaguarundi), 2942 nucleotides. RefSeq names its product FAD dependent oxidoreductase domain containing 2 (gene FOXRED2). Gene Ontology annotation, biological process: ERAD pathway. The record is from RefSeq and is a predicted model, not a curated record. Lineage: Eukaryota; Metazoa; Chordata; Mammalia; Carnivora; Felidae. The transcript is spliced from 8 exons. Gene Ontology annotation, molecular function: monooxygenase activity; flavin adenine dinucleotide binding. Bases 661 to 2607 code for a protein of 648 amino acids. Gene Ontology annotation, cellular component: endoplasmic reticulum lumen.
CCCGCGGGCAGAGCGCGGCCCCAGUCGACUGCGGGCUGCCUCCCGUGCGGCUGGGACGUUCGCGCUCCGUGCAGGGAAGUGGGUGCUGCAGACGUGGGCACCGCGCACGCGUGGGGAGCGGCCCCCGGGGAGCCCGCGCCGGCAGGACUGAGGCCUAGCGCCGCGUGGCGACAGGUGUUCUGGGGCAUCCCUGUCACGUGACCGGGGUGCCCGGCGCGCCCAGCACCUGGAGGGGGCGGGGCUCGUGCAGGCCACACCUCCUCCGGUCCAGGACCUGAGGACGGGGGCGUGGGUACCUCGAGGGUCUCAGCUGGGGAGGGCCGGGGAAGGGUGCUAGGCACCCUCAAAUUAGGGGAGGAGUGGGGGAACACCCGCCCUCGUACUACUAUGGCAAUAAGAAAGAGGGUGGCGCCCCUGGGAACCGAGGCCCUGGAGGAGAUGGAGGCGUUAGGGAUGCCUGGGGGGAGCCCCAGAUUCGAGCUUGAAAGGAUGAAGGCAGGCAAAUGAGCUCAGAGGGCCUUGGGGUGUGGUCCUGGCCCGACUUCAGAUUGCGGUGGGCGAGCCCCUGCCCCUCUCUCGGUCCCCAGCCCUUCGCCCAUCUCCCCGGUCCUGGAGGGACCAACCAGGGUGCAAGGCCCCACAUCCCUGGUCUGCCACAGGAUGAGCCUCUUGGCCGCGGCCGGGCUGUGGGGCCCGCCCGGGCUGCUCCUGACCUUCGCCCUGCACCCGGCUCUGUGCUUGCGCCCAGCCCCGACCUCGGGGCCCCCGCACCGGGACUACUGCGUCCUGGGCGCCGGGCCCGCGGGCCUGCAGAUGGCCUACUUCCUGCAGCGGGCCGGGAGGGACUACGCGGUGUUUGAGCGCGCCCCGCGGCCCGGCAGCUUCUUCACGCGCUACCCACGCCACCGCAAGCUCAUCAGCAUCAACAAGCGGCACACGGGCAAGGCCAACGCCGAGUUCAACCUCCGCCACGACUGGAACUCUCUGCUCAGCCACGACCCCCGGCUGCUCUUCAGACACUACUCCAGCGCCUACUUCCCCGAUGCGGGCGACAUGGUGCGCUACCUGGAUGACUUCGCAGACGGGCUGCGGCUCCACGUGCUGUACAACACGACCAUUGCCCACGUCACUCUGAACAAGGAUCGGCAGGCCUGGAACGGCCAUUACUUCAUCCUGACCGACCAGAUGGGCCACGCACACCGGUGCAGCGUCCUUCUGGUAGCCACCGGUUUGUCGGUCCCCAACCAGGUUGACUUCCCGGGCUCCGAAUACACGGAGGGAUACGAGUCUGUGUCCGUGGACCCCAAGGACUUCGAGGGUCAGAAUGUGCUGAUCCUGGGGCGGGGGAACUCUGCCUUUGAGACAGCAGAGAACAUCUUGGGUGUCACCAACUUCAUCCACAUGCUGAGUCGCUCCCGCGUCCGGCUGUCCUGGGCCACCCACUAUGUUGGAGACCUCAGGGCCAUCAACAACGGCCUGCUGGACACCUACCAGCUGAAGUCCUUGGACGGGUUGCUGGAGUCCGACCUGACGGAUCUGGCCAUCGUGAAGGACCGUGAGGGCAAGUUCCGCGUCACCCUGAAGUUCUUCCUGGAGGAAGGCAACCAGAGCGCCGACGCCAUCACCCUCCCCCAGGACGACAAUGACAACUUCGCCAUGCGCGUGGCCUACGACCGGGUCAUCCGCUGCCUGGGCUGGAACUUCGACUUCUCCAUUUUCGACAAGUCCCUCCGACUGUCUUCUGGGGGUGAGUUCAGCAAGAAGUACCCGCUGGUGAAAGCUAGCUAUGAGUCCAAAGGAAGCCGGGGUCUCUUUGUCCUGGGUACCGCCAGCCACUCGGUGGAUUACCGGAAAUCGGCCGGGGGCUUCAUUCAUGGAUUCCGAUACACAGCGCGUGCCGUCCACCGCCUGCUGGAGCAUCGCCACCACGGCAUCGCCUGGCCCUCCACUGAGCACCCCGUCUCACAGCUGACGAGCUCCAUAGUCCGGCGCAUCAACGAGGCUUCUGGGCUCUACCAGAUGUUCGGCGUGCUGGCCGAUGUCGUCCUGCUGAAGGAGAACGCCACGGCGUUUGAGUACCUGGAGGAGCUCCCCGUGCAGAUGCUGGCCCAGCUGGAGACCAUCACAGGAAGGAGGGCCAGGCACGGGCUCUUCGUCAUCAACAUGGAGUAUGGCAGAAAUUUCUCUGGGCCCGACAAGGACGUCUUCUUUCAUGACCGGUCCGUGGGGCACACGGAAGACGCGUGGCAGUCCAACUUCCUCCACCCCGUCAUCUACUACUACAGGCACCUCCCCACUGAGCAGGAGGUGAGGUUCCGCCCUGCCGACUGGGCCCUGCCUCGGCCCACAGCCAUCCACCACAUCGUGGAAGAUUUCUUGACGGACUGGACCGCCCCGGUGGGGCACAUCUUACCUCUGAGGCGCUUCCUGGAGAACUGUUUGGACACCGAUCUGCGAAGCUUCUAUGCAGUAAUCCCUACACCCAAUGGGGGGCUCGAACUCACAACCCCAAGAUCAAGCGUCCUACUCUCCACCAACCAAGACAGCCAGCCACCCCCACCCCAGCCAUAUUUCAUUAAUGCGACUCAAAGGGGUAGAGGCGCCUGAGUGGCUCCAGUCAGUUAAGCAUCCCGACUCCUAAUCUCGGCUCACAUCCUGAUCUCACAGUUUGUGAGUUCAAGCCCCGAGUUGGGCUCUGUGCCAGUGAGAAAAAGGACUAGUCAAGCAAACUAUGGACAUUCACCCAACAAAAUACUACGCGGCUCUCAAAAACGCCCAGAGGUGCGGUAAUGAUACACGUGUGACAAAGUCCAGCGAAAAGAAGCAGGACAUGAAAUUAUAGUUGUGAACUACUUAGAACUAUAUAAAACUAGAAAGCCACCCACAGGGGAGACUCUGACAAGGACAGAUCACAAAAUGUCAACAAUAGUGGUAUUAGGCUU